This is a messenger RNA of Perognathus longimembris pacificus (Pacific pocket mouse), 5139 nucleotides long. RefSeq names its product secernin 1 (gene Scrn1). Lineage: Eukaryota; Metazoa; Chordata; Mammalia; Rodentia; Heteromyidae. The transcript has 8 exons. Bases 141 to 1385 code for a protein of 414 amino acids. Gene Ontology annotation, molecular function: cysteine-type exopeptidase activity; dipeptidase activity. Gene Ontology annotation, biological process: proteolysis. The record is from RefSeq and is a predicted model, not a curated record.
UCAGCGGAGUCUGGGUAGCGGGAAGCGCGCACCGGCGCUCCCGUCACUGCAGCUGCAGCCCCCGAUGUCGCCGCACUAACUGGACCGAGGUCACAGCAUCAACGCCCCAGGGCCGAUCCCGGAGCCUUCAACCCCGCAGGAUGGCUGGAGCACCUCCAAGUUACUCUUUCGUGGCUUUUCCACCACGUACGAAGGAUGGCCUGGUGGUAUUUGGGAAGAAUUCAGCUCGUCCCAGAGAUGAAGUGCAGGAGGUUGUGUAUUUCCCAGGUGCUGAUCAUGAGCCUGAAAGCAAGGUGGAGUGCACUUACAUUUCAAUUGACCAAGUUCUGAGGACCCAUGCUAUAAUGAUAAGCAGACCUGCUUGGCUUUGGGGAGCAGAAAUGGGAGCCAAUGAACAUGGAGUAUGCAUAGCCAAUGAAGCCAUCAAUGCCAGAGAACCUGCUGCUGAGACUGAAGCGUUACUGGGGAUGGAUCUGGUCAGGCUUGGUUUAGAAAGAGGGACAACAGCUAAAGAAGCCUUAGAUGUCAUUGUCUCUUUGUUGGAAGAACAUGGUCAAGGUGGGAAUUAUUAUGAAGAUGCAAACUCCUGCCAUAGCUUCCAAAGUGCAUAUCUGCUUGUGGAUCGUGAUGAAGCCUGGGCACUGGAGACUGUAGGAAAAUACUGGGCUGCAGAAAAAAUCACAGAGGGAGUGAGGUGUAUCUGCAACCAACUUUCCCUCACUACUAAGAUGGAUGCGGAACACCCAGAACUCAGGGCCUAUGCUCAGAGUCAAGGCUGGUGGACGGGAGAGGAUGAGUUCAAUUUUUCCCAGGUUUUUUCUCCAGCUGAUGAUCUUCCUGACUGCUGUGCAGGCAAGGAUAGCUUAGAAAAACAAGAAGAAAGCAUCACUGUGCAGACGAUGAUUAACAUCUUACGAGACAAAGCCAGUGGAAUCUGCAUAGAUUCUGAAACUUUCCUUACCACCGCCAGUAUAGUGUCUGUCCUGCCUCAGAAAAGAAACUCGCCAUGCAUUCACUAUUUCACUGGGACCCCAGAUCCUUCCAGGUCCAUUUUCAAGCCUUUCAUCUUUGUUGACGAUGUGAAACUUGUUCCCAAAGCACAGUCUCCCUGUUUCGGGGAUGAUGAUCCUGCCAAAAAGGAGCCUCGGUUCCAGGAGAAACCAGAUCGUCGGCAUGAGCUGUAUAAGGCCCAUGAGUGGGCACGUACCGUCCUCAAAAGUGACCAGGAGCAGGGCCACGCACUGAGGGAGACCAUGCUGGAGUUGGAAAAGCAAGGCCUGGAAGCUAUGGAAGAAAUCUUGCGCAGCCCUGGUACUCCAGACCCUGCUGAAAUGGGGGACCUUUUCUAUGACUGUGUUGACACAGAGAUUAAGUUCUUUCAGUGAAGUAAGCAGCUCUUCCUUCUUCUUAUUUAACACUUUGACUAAAUGACCGGCAAAACAAAUCUCUCCAGUGUGAGCAAAAUAAAAAAGUGAUGAUGUAGCCUCUUGUUCUGAAGCCAGAUCAAGCUGUCCCAUGUGUCUCCAAACAUCCUCUUUUCUGCCGCAUAUUUGUUCCCUUCCUUUGCUAAGUAACAUGUAUCUCCAUUCCUUGUCAUUCUGUGGCGUGAUGAAUAAUGGAUUUGAAGUUGUUCUUUCUUCUUGUAUUUCAGUCACAGUAGGUACAUUAGCCUCUUUCAAGGGGGCUAAAGUUCAUCAAACCUGGAAAGACGGGCCUUGCAGGGCUGAGUCUGAGAGAAAAGCAAGAGCUUCUGAAAUUUUAGUCUUUUCCUUGGUACUGGUUUCUUCUAGUACAAAAGGUAUUUGUUAGCAUAAAAGGCUUUCUGUGUGUGUCAGGGAGAACCCCCUCCCCCCUUUUCUCUUCACUGGAGCACAGGCCUGAAUAUGGUGCACAGUGCCCACAGGUGUGUCCUGGGGAACAAAGCCUUUGGGAGGGAACAAAUGGGGUCCUUCUGCAGUUCCAGCUCCAUCCCAGUGCUGAAGCCCUGAAGGACUUGUUUUCACCAGCUGUGCCCAUGCCCACCAGACUUCCACAUGCACCCGCUUCCACAUGCACAAGAGCUCAGCAUUGGUAUUAGUUGGAAAUGGUUCACCUUCGAGGCCUCCAAAUCACCAUGUUUUACCCCUAAAGGGCAACUGAUUUCCCUGUGCAGCACAGAGCUGCUGCCUGGAUGCAGCCUUGUUCUGGAAUCACUUCCAGAUCUAUUUUCCAUGGUCUCCUCUAGGAAUCAUGAAAUGGCCAUGUGGCAUGGUUCCACCACCCACAGCUGUCACUUGGCAGCUAAUAAGGGAAACAAACAAACAAACAAAAAACGCUUUUAAGUACUUAAAGUAGCUAAAAUCUGAAUGGUCUCUACUUUUUCAACAUUAUCACUCACCAUCUGACUCAAAAUCAUUAUUGCCAUGCUGACUCACCAUGAGAGCCUGGAAAAGCAAACAAGGAAGAGCAAGUGUGCUUAGCACUGGAAGAACCAGGGCAAGCAGGCCGACAGAUGGAUGAAGGAGGAUUUCUCAGCAGGAUGACAACUCAGCUGCAGGCCUUCUGCUCUUUUCUUGCAUUCCACAGAUGGGUGUGUAAAGCAGCUAAUUUCCUUGGCCAUCCCCCUUAAUAUCCUCCUAUAGCACCUGCCCAGCCUGUGCCUGCAGACAGCUGCAAGCAGGCUACUGAAGUGGGCUGGAAGGAGAGUGGGGUGCUUACCUCCAUCUACUGAAACUCUGGACCAUUUUUAAGCUGGCUAGAGGCAGGCAAAAAUGACCAAUAGAAAUUAUGACCACCUGGUGGGAGUCUGCUGUUGGGCCUAAUUAUGCUUCCUUAUCCAUGACAGGAAACUGCACAUGGAAAUCCUUUAUUAGUAGUCUCUAAAACAACCCAGGGUUAGUGACCUUCUAAUAAAAAAAGGUAGCAGCAGUGACACAUGCUGUGCAGGUAGCAACAACCCAGCCUCAGAUAUGAGCACUGAAGAUCAGGGGUUUUACCUGAAUAGCUUGGUCUUUUUUCCCCCCCUAACAAUCCUCUUUCAAGAGUGAUUGUAGGUGCAUAUAGGUAUGAAAUUUUUGCUCAGUAGUUUUGUAACCAUAAACAGUGAGAAAUGAGGACAAUACUGCAGCCGUAAGUUCGCGGCCAUCCAUAGUGAUGGCUUAUUAUUUCGGAGUGCUUUAGGUAGAUUUCCCAGGGCUUUCCCUGUUGAAUUGAGGGUCUCAGGUACAGCAGCCAUGCUGUCUAUAAUAGCUAAGGUUGGAUGACUGAGGUUUAAGGAGCAUGUUGUAACCUGUUUCAUCCUAAUCCCACCUGCUGAGUUAUUUAAAACAAAUUGAUACAGAACACCAUUGUGAGAUUCUACUGUGUGGUCCCAUUUCCACUUGUGUGGGAAACAUUUCAUACAUGACACUGUCCAGAUAUCUAAGGAGAUUCAGAGUUUGAUUAGAAGUCUUGUGAGAAUAAACUAUAGAAUUCUUCUUUCAUAACUGUAGCAAAGGUCAUAGAUACAAUUCUAACUUCCCAGUUGUAUGUCAGGAAACACAAUUACUAUUUCUGAUGCGGGACACUGACCUUAGAAAAGCAUGGCAGAGAAAGGUCAAUCUCUGAGAGUUACCUUGGCUGACACUGUAUAUCAUAACUACCAUGUUUCAGUAUGAACACUAGAGGGCAGAGUGGACCUCCAUGACAGCCUAGCAUGCUUUCUGGGCCUGAAUUCUUCCAUCAGGAAAUGUAAGGGGUUUACAUACAGUCAGACCUGACAACAGCAGUGGACAAGUUCUUAGUGCAUUGGAAUAAGUAGAGAAAGGCAAGAAGAGAGCUAGGGAUCUGCUAAUGUGGUUGCAUGAUCGUAUGGUGACUUUAUCCAUCCACUUAAGAGCUGGAACUAUGUUGCAUUUCAAGUAGAUACUUGUAGGAAGCAUGUCUUUUGAAAUGCUCCCUACAGAUUAUGCUUUGAAGAAAUCUUAUUACUUGGAUAAUUUCUUGACCAAGGAUUGCUUGAAGGCAAUGUGAGGAAAAUAAAUGUUCAGGGUGAAAUACAAAAAUAAUGUUUAAAAGUCAUUACGUGUGAAUAGCUUUCUAGAAUACCAUUUGUGUGCUUUUUACGAUGGGGUAGGGGUGCCUGUGCAUGCUUUGUGCAGAAAGAAGCCAUGGACAUAAGGGACAGAAUCCCUUCCCACCCUCCCCGCUAAAACCUGUCUAGUAGAUGGGAUUGACUAUAGAGGAAAACAGCCUUUAUGUUCAAGGGCACAUAUUCUACUUACAAUAAAUUAGCAAAACAGAAACAGUCAUCUUUAGAUAGAAUAAGAAUAUAAUAAAAAUAUGGAGAUUUUUUAGUGCCCAACCAUGUAAGACCCAGUGUUAUUAUUAGGAGUCGACUUUACAAACUAACAGGGCAUGUAUGUAAUGAUUAGAUUUUAGCAGUGAAGGUCUUUUACUGCUGGGUGAGUCAUUAAGUAUAAAAAAUAAUUGUCAACUAAGCAAAUUACUUUGGCUCUAAUCGAUGUCAUCCCAACACUGGUAUAGGUGACAUGUAAUGUGGCUAGCAAUAUCAAACUACUCACUGAAUUCUUGACUGGAGAGCCAGCCAUCUUUUGUUGGAAAAGCCUUCACCUGUGCUCUCAGCUUUAGGAGAAGGCACAGGGAGGAGACAGGAAGUAGACCCAUUCUGCUGGACAUGCUCAAAUGGAAGGGAAGGAGUGCAGGUCAACGGUCCCAACAUUACCUUAUGCUUCCAGUAGGUAUGGCAUUUCAUUCCACACAGUCAUAAGUCCCAGCUCCCCUUCUGUGAUGUGUGGCAAGUGUGCUUUUCCAAUUGACAUCGAUCAUUCUGAAAUGUCAUAUGCAGAAUCUUUAUGGGAACAUAUAUACAUACGUAGAUGUAUGUAUAUGCAAUCAUGUUGUGAGAAUUUAAAUGUGUUAGCUGAAAAAUGUUAUUGGCAGGGAAUAAUAUAAAAGAAAGUUGUUCUGUUUCCAGUAUGUAGUCUUUAACAAUCUUUUGUACAAAUAUCUACAAACAAGAUAGUUUCCCUGUCUAACGCUUGCCCAUGGGGUUGUAUUGAAAUGCAUCAAACGUACAAUAAAAAUACUGAAAUUAACAUCUCUUGGCUUUUUCUACUGCGUGUCUCAUGAAUGAAACCAGUCAUCAGUCACAACACAGAA